Mycena citricolor is the source of this 3159-nucleotide messenger RNA. Lineage: Eukaryota; Fungi; Basidiomycota; Agaricomycetes; Agaricales; Mycenaceae. The record is from the annotation of a GenBank genome assembly.
AGUAUUAGACAGAGUCAUCUCCCGAUGAACCGAGAUCAUGGUCCAUUAUUUCACAUCCUGUGCGUAGAGAGCUGUUCGCUGAGAGGGGUGAAAGACUACCUGUAGUCUCCAUAGUCCCCCCCUCGCCCUGAGAUCCUGAACUCGAGAAUUGAUUGCUUGGCAUCGCACAUACGAUCGUGCGGCCCAAACAAUACAAGUGAACACAAAGUCCCCGGCCCAGAUGCUGAACCCUGUCCGAGGAGGACAUGGUCCUGCGCGGAUCUUCACAUCCUCCGGUCUGGACGGGAGCCGAGUAGAUUCUCAGUGCACACAGCCGGUGUACAUACUUACUGCUGUAGUACUAGUCUGCCGUCGCUCAGCCUGACCAGAUCAUGUUCUAGGCGACGGAGACAUUCUGUGGGGUCAUAUGAACAUCGCACAUCAGUACAAUUAUGCCAAAUGGGUGGUGCGCGAGACACUGGGGCCCCAGAUUUGCAUAUCAGGUGCUGCUGCUUGGGAUCUCACUCCCAGGGCGUGCUGGUUCGUACGAGACGGAAAGUUUCGAGCUCCGCGGCAUGUGCAUGUUUCAGAUCUUCGAACGCGCAUCCCCCAUCCCGUAACAGAGCCCUGAAAUUAUGAGUUGGCGCUUGGUUCACCUCCAACAAACGUCUGUCUUAGCUCUACGAUCAGAUGAAAAACCUCAAACGGUGCAGCUCAGUUCUCACUCGGCGCGGUUGACGAUUGACGGCGUUCGCGUGGGAAGAUAGAGCGCGUCCGCGGUGGCACUCGACUUGAGUUGAUAGCGAUGAGCAACUCCAAGUCAGAAGCUCCUCGCGAAGACGCCCCUGGCCGGUCCUGUUCUACUUCCGAGCCCAAAGUUCUCCAGUCCCAGGGGCACUGCCAGAAGAGCUAAGCGGAUCGGCGCCCCUACAUUCUUUUCAUCUUCCAUGCGUUGAAUUCCAUCUUGACCGCCGAUGCUUUCACCAUCGGGCACCAGGACCACUGCGAUGUCCAUCUCAGCCUCCGCCGCGUGCACAGAUUCUUCAACACAAUCGGCCGUCUAGUCCCACAGAGAGCCUUGCGGCAGCGGGUGAAGGAUCCCCACAGAGCUGCCGUUAGCAUCAUCGACGACGUUGACGACCAGAAUGCCUGCCGAUUCUCCUCCAAGUAUUCCAAGGCACCGACUAUAGAUAGCAGACGAUGAGGGCUCAAGAGCCGAAGGAUACACACCAACAUCCUCUUCGCCGCUUAAAAAUGGCCUAGAUUCCCGCCCCAUUCUUCCGUUCGUCCGAAAAGCGGCUGCGGGCAGUGCCCACAAAACCGGUGUGCAGAUACCGGAUCCGAAAGAUGGCGGCUCUGGAUGAGAGCUCGUCCGUGCGUCAUGGAAGAGCCGGGACCGCGCACGCGGUCGGGGAUGCGGUGAAUGUACCAUGGAUUUGAAUGCCGGUCGUCAUCCAUGAGAGAGCGAACCAUCGGUAGAAGCGGGCUGCGGAAUCAAAGCGCGAAAGAGCGAGUGCGAUGGGAGAGGAUAUUUCUGAGUCAUCCGACUGACCUGUAUCGCAAGGAAGCACAUUGGAGAGCCGAUAAAGCAACCGAGACUCGGAUCGGUCGUGACCCGGGGAAGUAGUCUAGGGAUUGAUACUGACUUCGACGUCCGGCAUCUCUCAUCAAGAUUGAUCACUUUCCCGCGGCCAACUGUCACUUUUCGAACUCCGAGUGGACUGUGGACUGUUGCGGACUGCAGCGACAUCCCGGCCAUCAAAUUCCGCUCCAAAAAUAGGUGGCUGUGGUGUGGUAGCCACCUCCUUCGACCAGAUCCAUUUCACUCAGUACACAAUCAAUGUUGGAGGUGUGAUGGCUACCCAGGCAGAACGAACAUUAGGGUCGUUUCGAUUUCUAACCCAAUUCGUGUUGUACCACCGGCGAGCGAGAUACCCGAUUCCCACGUCUCGUCGGGCCUAUUGACGCCGGGUUGGAUACCGAAGUGUGCGGCAUUACACUGCAUACAUACAUACUAAAGACGUGGGCUGCGGCUACCCUAGUCAUCUCCAACUUCUCUCUCCCGAUCUUGCCAUGGCUGCCCCUAGUCCACCGCUCACGCUAGAAUUUGCGACCAACAGCGUGCGGAACACCACCCUCUCGUCCGGGUCCGACGAUCCGUACUACGAGAUCGUCACCCGCUUCUGGCACCCGAAGAUCACCAAGAUACGCCGCCUCGACCAGGGCACGCGGCUGAUGUCGACCGUCUGCGAGAUCGACGCGGGCCCGCACGGGCGCGCAGCCAAGGUGCGAUUCGCCGAGCCCUCCCCGCUGGCGCUGCACGACAAGGAGCUGAACUGGGGCGAGUGGGUCGACUCGGAGGCGCUCAUCAAGAUGGCCGAGGGCAAACAAGGCGGGAUCUUCGUGGACACGGACGGCACGGAAUACCGCUGGAAGACGCAGAAACGCAAGUUCCAGCUUGUGCGAGUCGGCGACGAGACGCAGAAUCCCGUCGUCACGUUCCACGGCCACAAGCGCCCGCUUGGCGUGUGGUGGAUGAUGUCUGAACACUCUAAAUUGGAAAUACGCCCGCCGAUCCAGGAUCUCGAGAAGUUGAUCGUCACAUUUUUGUUGGUGGAGCACGAGACAUGCGUUGAAGGAUCGGGUGGACUUUGGACUGAGCCAACCGCAUUGAUUACAUUCCCGGCACCGCGGCAACAGCUCGUCCCGAAGGUUCGAGAUCUUCAUGUCAGUAAUGAUCUGGAGGGGCUCACUGAAAGUGCCGCGGAGUGCCGCAGGAGCACUCCUGCGGUACUCCUGCGGUACUCCAAAUACUCCACAUCAUUGAUCUCGACGACAACAACAACGAUCAACAUACUAUCCACAUCGGCCGAGUCGUUGAUGGACGUGGGAGUGAUCCGCGCAGGCAGCGGGACUACUGCAGACGCCGUUGUCGUCGGCGGCAGCGAUCGAGAUCCCACUCCUGCGGCACUCCAGAACAUUGUGCCGCAGACUCCACAGCACACCGCGGCACUCCUGCGGAACCUCUGGCAACACUCCAAACAAGUCUGCGGCACUCCAAAAGAGGCUGCGGCACUCCAGUGUGACGCAUGUGACAUCUCUGCGGCACUCCAAAGCACAGCCACUCUCUGGAGAGCGCCGCAGGCACAUCCAACACUGUCUGCGCUAGUCAAUCCCUAA